UACUACUACAAACAAAACACAUAUAAUGAGUGAGAUAGAAAAAAAGAGAGAGAUGGAGGAUGAGGAGAAGGAGAUGAUUGAUCAUUGGAGCCACGAGCAUCCACUUACUCUGGUGGAUACUACUGGAAGAGAUAGAUGUUAUGGUUGUGAACGUUCAUUUGGUAGCGGAGAGCAAGCUUAUGGGUGCAGCAUCCCGGGAUGCAAGUAUUCGAGGCUAUUGCAUGAAGAGUGUGCAGCGACGCUGAGAGAGAUACGACAUCCAUUGCACACUCAACACAUACUCAGCCAAUGCCACCGUCGAGAAUUAUAUACGUGCCUUAUCUGCAAUCUGUUUAUUUUUAGCAUUGGCUACAAAUGUACAAGCUCGGGAUGUGGAUACCAGGUGCACCUUCUGUGCGCGCACGACAAGGGCGUGGUCGAUGCAAAUCACCCCGAGCAUGAAUUGAUGCUGUGGAGGAGAAGAUGUUCCUUCAAGUGUGAUGCUUGCGGCAUCACAAGCAGGGAUAGUUCCUAUAUAUGCACCAAAGAUGCUUGCCUGUAUUGGAUCCAUGAGAGAUGUGCUUCAUUGCCUCAAAGCUUGAAAAGGGAAGACCAUCAUCACUCUCUGUCUCUCUCUUCAAUCAUCCCACAAGAAUAUUUCAAAUUUGGCUACAAAUGUGAUGUGUGCAGCAAAACUUUGCGCUUCAAAUAUUGGAUAUAUCAUUGUCAAAUAUGUAGGUUUAUUGUCCACAUCAAAUGUGCCUUCAACAAGCCGCCUCCUCGCGAUGCAUCCAUCGGGAAAGAAAUAGUCCGUAUUCCAACGAAUGAGGUGGCCGAGGAACUGAUUACACCUUUUGUGACGAGACAAAGAGGAGGAGAAGUAGGAACAUUGAUACCACCCAUCAUCCCUGCCGCUGCUGUUUUUGAUGAGUUGGUGAAUAUGAAAUAUAAGUUCCUUCAUCACCAACAUCAGCUCACUUUAGUCUCAUCCACAGCUCAACACCCUCAAAUCCUUGGAGAAGAAGAAAACGAGGAGAAUUAUGGAGUGAGGUCGGAGUUGAUAUGUGAUGCUUGCAUCACUCCUAUAUCAUCAUACUACUAUAUGAGUUGCAGUGAAUGCAAAUACCUUCUUCACGUGGCUUGCUUUCACUUGCCACCUCAACUCCCCUCACUUCCAUUCCACCAACAUGAUGAUCACCAGUUUGUCCUCUGUUCUUGCGACAAACAUUAACUUUGGAUGUGGAAAGAGUGCAGUGUGUGUGGGUUUCGUACGAAUGGGCUGUUUUACACUUGUACAAAGUGCGACUUCGUAGUUGAUAUCAAGUGCUCUUGUAUGCCGAAUACCAUACAUCACACAGCUCACCCGCAACAUCUCCUCAAGCAUGUGACCAAGUCGGAUCUACAAAGAGAUGUCAACUCAUGGCGCUUGACGUGUGCUGCUGCUUGUCCCGACACCAUAACCUAUCUUGAUUGUUACAAGUGCAGCAACAGCUCAUGUGAUUUCAUUGUGCACCUUAGAUGCACUGUGCUGCCGGCAUCUGUCAGCAGCCGUAGAUGGGACGAGCACCACCAGCUGCUGUUGACGUAUGAUGCCACUCUCAACCGUCCAGGCGAUUUCUACUGCGAUCAAUGUGAAACACAAAUGAAUCCCAGGAGUUGGAUGUAUCACUGCCGCCCCUGCGAUCUAUCCUUCCAUCCACGAUGCUUUCCAACUACAUCCGGCUACUAUAGAAACUGCAAGUUUGGGCAGGAAUAUGUGAUCAAGGACGCAAUUCAUCCACACCCUCUCAUCUUUCAACUUCUCACCACAAAACGCCACUGCGACAUUUGUCAUUACACAGUUAAUGAACUGGAAGGAUUUUACUGUGCAUUAUGCAACUUCUUCAUUUGUCGCGGAUACAGCUGUGGGUAUAACAUGAUAGCAAAAGGGGACUUGAAGGCAGUUGAUUUAGAAAAAUUAUCUGUUUUAGAUCAUUAGUCCGUUCA
This is a messenger RNA of Salvia hispanica, 1965 nucleotides long. RefSeq lists its product as uncharacterized. Lineage: Eukaryota; Viridiplantae; Streptophyta; Magnoliopsida; Lamiales; Lamiaceae. The record is from RefSeq and is a predicted model, not a curated record.